AUGAAUCCAAAAAAACUUAGUGGUGUAAUUAUAGUUUUGGUCAUAUAUUUGUUGAAUCAAAAUGCUCAUUCUCAGCUGCAGGUUGGGUUUUACACCUAUUCAUGUUUCAUGGCUGAGUUCAUUGUAAAGGAAGAGGUCAGAAAAAGUAUUACUAAGGAUCCUGGACUUGCUGCAGGGCUUAUAAGAAUGCAUUUUCAUGAUUGCUUUAUUAGAGGGUGUGAUGCAUCGGUACUUCUUGAUUCCACUCCCUCAAACACCGCAGAGAAAGAUUCACCAGCCAAUAAACCAAGUCUCCGAGGGUAUGAAGUCAUUGAUAAUGCCAAGGCUAGACUUGAGGCAGCAUGCAAAGGAAUUGUUUCAUGUGCUGACAUAGUUGCAUUUGCAGCAAGGGAUAGCUUGGAGUUAGUUGGAGGACUAGGCUAUGAUGUUCCUGCAGGAAGAAGAGAUGGUAGAAUAUCACUAGCUUCAGAUACAAGAACAGACUUGCCUCCUCCAACUUUCAAUGUUAACCAACUCACUCAACUCUUUGCAAAGAAGGGGUUAACACAAGAAGAAAUGGUCACUCUGUCUGGAGCACACACCGUUGGCCGUUCUCAUUGCUCAGCUUUCAGCAACAGAUUGUACAAUUUCAGCAGUACUUCAAUCCAGGAUCCAAGUUUAGAUCCCUCAUUUGCAGCACUGUUGAAGAAGCGAUGUCCACAAGGCAGCACAAACCAAAACUUGGUGGUUCCAAUGGACCCUUCAAGCCCUGGAGUUGCAGAUGUAGGGUACUAUAUUAAUAUCUUGGCAAACCGAGGCCUGUUCACAUCUGACCAGGCUCUCUUGACUAACAUGGAAACAGCCAGCCAAGUGAAUCAAAAUGCUAGGAAUUCCUAUCUAUGGGCAAGCAAAUUUGCAGAUGCAAUGGUGAAGAUGGGUCAAAUUAGUGCCUUAACAAGUGAUGCAGGAGAGAUUAGAACAAAUUGCAGGGUGGUCAAUAGCUAGCAAUAGUAGUGAAGGAUUGAAGUACCUGCAGCAUUAAAGAUUUAUAAAUUAUAUGGC
Messenger RNA from Gastrolobium bilobum, 1041 nucleotides. RefSeq names its product peroxidase 5-like. Gene Ontology annotation, biological process: hydrogen peroxide catabolic process; response to oxidative stress. Lineage: Eukaryota; Viridiplantae; Streptophyta; Magnoliopsida; Fabales; Fabaceae. Bases 1 to 984 code for a protein of 327 amino acids. Gene Ontology annotation, molecular function: peroxidase activity; heme binding. Gene Ontology annotation, cellular component: plasmodesma; plant-type cell wall. The transcript has 4 exons. The record is from RefSeq and is a predicted model, not a curated record.